AUGUUUUCUGUAAACCAAGACGCGUCACUACUAGGAUUCCAGUUGUAUGGUCCCAAAAGCAGAACCACUGCAAAUUAUGAUGUCAGAGCUUUCAUAACUGACACGACAACAGAUGACGUAAUCGAAGGUUCAUCAGUGACAAAGUCAGUCUCAGUCGCAGAUGGGACGACAAGAUAUGACGUGGAGUUUCCUCGACCCCUAAAACUGAGCAAAGACAAGAAGUACAAUCUGAUUGUUAACAUCAAGGGACCUAACUCACACUAUGGGUGGUCGGGCAGAUCUACAGUACAGAACGGGUCGUUUAUGUGUUCGUUCUUCAACUGCCAGAAAUCCAAACACGGUAACGAACUACACCCAUAUACAGAUGUGAGUGGACGACAGAUACCUGAUUUGAUGUUCUUAGUAUGA
Molecule: messenger RNA, 408 nt
Organism: Gigantopelta aegis
Lineage: Eukaryota; Metazoa; Mollusca; Gastropoda; Neomphalida; Peltospiridae
Product: BTB/POZ domain-containing protein 2-like
Exons: 1
Coding region: 1-408 (135 amino acids)
Source: RefSeq, a predicted model, not a curated record